Molecule: messenger RNA, 931 nt
Organism: Mycetomoellerius zeteki
Lineage: Eukaryota; Metazoa; Arthropoda; Insecta; Hymenoptera; Formicidae
Exons: 4
Coding region: 55-921 (288 amino acids)
Biological process (GO): cytoplasmic microtubule organization; positive regulation of cytokinesis; mitotic spindle midzone assembly
Cellular component (GO): cytoplasmic microtubule; mitotic spindle pole; midbody
Molecular function (GO): microtubule binding
Source: RefSeq, a predicted model, not a curated record
AAGUUAUUGAAUUUUCAUUAAAGAGACAAAAAUAUAUGACAAAAACAGAAACUAAUGGAAAGGGAACUACUGAUUUUGAUAGAGUUAUUAGUCGAUACAGUGAAUAUUCCUAGAAUACGGGCAAUUUACGAUGAAAUAUUGCCAGCAAAAACAUGCGUCUCGUUUCAAAUAUUGAACUUGCCCCCUAUCAAUAUUUAUCAAGAAACGCCAACAGAAGUUUGCGCCUGUACGCACAAUGGAUCGCAAGUCUUUAAAAAGGGCAAAUCCUGCUUAUUUGCUCUUUCAGACAAUGUCCUACAGAAACCAUUGUGCAACUUUCCCAUAACAAUGUCGGUUUACAAAGAACUACCGCCAGGAGUUUUGCCGGACGUGAUGCUAAUUGGCACUCACCAGAUUCAACUUCGUGGCCUUAUGAACUCUCUGCUGACCAUGUAUAUUUCUCAACACAGUAAUCCGUGCAGAACGAUGAAGAACGCUUUUAAAAUUACCACAGCGACAGGACAACAUGUAGGCGAAGUCACAGUUUUCAUCCGCGCUUCGUGUUUCGGCAAGAAGAUCGUUACGCAAUUUCAGCUUCCUCGCAACAAGGAACCCUAUCUUUUCAAGAGCGUGGACGAUAGUCCUGUCUAUCAAUGCAAGAGGGUCGUUUCCGCUUCCGGUAGACAACAGAUACAAUGCGUGUGCUGUCCCAAGUCUGGCGAUGGCAGCGGAGAAGCUGCAAAGAUUCGCUAUUAUAUUAAUGCCAACGAACGCCAGCGAAAAGAACUGCUGGAGAAUAUCAAGAAAGAUAAAUGUCCUCCGUGUUGUCGCGGUAUACGAGAUAUCGUCAAGAGCAAGGAAACUGUUAGAAAAUGUGGCUGCAUCAUUAAAGAUGAACGGACUUGUAAUUGUGUCCGGUCAAAUAUCAAAUAUUCAACAUGAGUAGAGAACA